CUAGACUUAAUGAAUAAGAUGUUCAAAAAAAUUCAUCAAAAAAUUCCACCGGGAGCCACCUCAAAUGGCACGUCCGGACAGAAUUUUCUAUAUAAGGACUUAUUUGACCCCUUUUUUGCAACUUCGAGGACCAAACUGACCCUUAUCCCGAAUGGGAAUAUAUAUAUGUUUCCUGAGGGUAGUGAUAAGGGAGAACUUAAUCUGUACCAAGCUGUAGAUUUUCCCACAAAGUGGGUGCAGGAGAAGGUACCAAUGAAAAAGCCCAUCAUAGAUCCUUCUAUAAUCUCACAUGACGGGAAAUACUGGCUGUUUGGUUCAGAUAAUAGUGGCAUUGGGGCCCAAAAUAACGGACAACUAGAAAUCUGGUAUAGUGCCUCUCCUCUUGGCCCUUGGAGGCCCCACACAAUUACACAAAGAACCCCAUUUACAAGUAGUACAAGCUGGAUGAGUGGGGGAAGACCGUUCAUGUAUGAUGGGAACAUAUACCGUGUUGGUCAAGACUGUGGUGACACAUACGGGAGGGCAAUCCGCAUAUUCAAAAUAGAAAAAUCUCACAACACAUGAGUUCAAAGAAGUUGAGGUUCCAUUUGGCAUUCAAGAAUCUAUGAAGGGGAUAAAUGCAUGGAAUAGAGCCCACAGCCAUCACUUUGACGUGAAACGGCUGAACUUGAGAGAGUGGAUCGCCUUUUUGGAUGGGGGUCAUGUGCAUUCAGGUGAUGCGACCCACCGGUUUGCUCUCGGCUUUGCUUCUGAUGUUGGUGUUGCAGUAAUGCUCAUAUUCUUGGGUGUUUUACUUGGGGUCGUGAAGUGUGUUGUCCCUUUGACUCGGCAUUCACACAACAUGGGAAAGAAGAGUGGUUUUUUUUCAGCCCGUGAAGAAGAAUCCAAGAAUCCAUUCUCCAUGAAAUUUUAGUUUUUAAUUGAACCGCAUGGGCACAUUUCUACGUGCCAAAAUAAAACCAAGCACAUGUCCAGGAGCUUUGGUUCUUGCCCUGAGUCCCUGACAUUCUUAACCGCAGCUACUUUGGUGUGUUUAGUCGCCAGCCGGAAAGAUGGCUGGGAUGUAUAGCGUGUAUAAAAAUCUGUUACUAAUUUCUUGUUUCUUUAUUUUUUGCGAUGGGUUAAGUUUUUUUCGGGUCUCAGAAAUCAUGCUUUAGCCUCUUUGUAGACUGUCACUUAACCUCAUAUGAUAUUUUUGUACAUGGACGAGUUUAGUUAAAUCAUGUUUAUCUCCAAGGUGAAAUGCAUUUCUUUAAACAUUUA
This is a messenger RNA of Cuscuta epithymum, 1263 nucleotides long. NCBI's taxonomy places the organism in Eukaryota, Viridiplantae, Streptophyta, Magnoliopsida, Solanales, Convolvulaceae. The record is from the annotation of a GenBank genome assembly.